This is a messenger RNA of Adelges cooleyi (spruce gall adelgid), 2909 nucleotides long. It is a transcript of the gene dpa, whose product is annotated as DNA replication licensing factor MCM4. The coding region runs from base 228 to 2798 and encodes 856 amino acids. Lineage: Eukaryota; Metazoa; Arthropoda; Insecta; Hemiptera; Adelgidae. Gene Ontology annotation, biological process: DNA strand elongation involved in DNA replication; mitotic DNA replication initiation; double-strand break repair via break-induced replication. The record is from RefSeq and is a predicted model, not a curated record. The transcript has 2 exons. Gene Ontology annotation, molecular function: single-stranded DNA helicase activity; ATP binding; single-stranded DNA binding. Gene Ontology annotation, cellular component: nucleus; MCM complex.
UCCAUUGAGUAGCUAUGGGCUAUCUCUUUAUUGUUGUCUGUCGAUCGCCUUUUAAAUUUUAGAGUCUAGAACUGGAUUUAUAUGACUUUGUUAUUACUUAUUCGUAACUAGUAAUUAGUCUCCCAAUUGUAAUUUGUGUUGUUCAAACCUUUUUUUCGUUCUACUUAAUUUUCUGGAACGGAUAAUAAUCGGUUUCAUCAUCACAACUUUUAUUAUUUCAAUCAGCUAUGUCUGGUCGUACGCCACAAAGAAACGGCACCACAACACCGAGGGGAGGUCGAACCCCUUCGAGAAAUAAUACUACUCAAAGGGAAAGUCGAACUCCGUUGAGAAAUGGCAGUACAACACCUAGAACUAAUGGUCGUUCCCCAGGCGUUAGGACACCAGGUUCUGUCGCUAGUCGUCGAGGUUUAGUUUCUGAACCAUCGUCGCCCGCACGUCGUUUUAUGACUAGUCCUCUAAGAGGACUACGAACUAGUGAAGUGGAUUUGAGUUCGCCCAUUAAUUAUGGAUCUCCUCUAAGCUCGGUUGAUUCACGGGCUACAGGUUUCACGGCCCGUAGCGGUAGUUCAGCACAACGUAGUAAUUUAUCAGUUAGCCGUCGUCAAAGACAAGUGGAUAUCAGAGCAUACGAAAAUGGUGUGCCACGUACAGACGCGGAUAAUCAGGAUGUUGCUCCUAAUUUAGUCAUAUGGGGUACUGAUGUUGUGGUUGACAGAUGUCGCAGUAGAUUUCAAACGUUCAUUGAAACAUUUUGUGUUAACGAAACAGAAUCCCCGCAUUACAUGACCAAACUGAAUAAUGUGUUAGAAAUGGAAAUACCCUAUGUAGAUGUAAAUUGUGGUCAUCUGUAUCAAUUUGAUUCAGAAUUGUACCAUCAACUGAUAUGUUACCCUCAAGAAGUUAUCCCUGUAUUUGACACUGUUGUAAAUGAAGUAUUUUUUGCAAAGUACCCGGCUGCUGAUUUAACACAUGUGACUAAAGCCUUACAAGUCCGCCCUUUUAAUGUUCAAAAAACUAAAAAUAUGCGAUUCUUGAACCCUGAGGAUAUGGACCAGUUGAUUACGGUGUCCGGAAUGGUAAUUCGCUGUAGUGAUAUUAUACCUGAAAUGCGUGAUGCAUUCUUUCGCUGUAUUGUUUGUUCUUAUACGACCAUAGUGGAAAUCGAUCGAGGUAAUAUUGCUGAACCUACACUGUGCCCUCACUGUAAUACAAAUCAUUGUUUCGAGUUGAUCCACAACCAGUCCCAUUUUACCGACAAACAGUUAACUAAGCUUCAAGAAUCACCUGAAGAAAUGCCGGCCGGUCAGACUCCGCACACUGUAAAUUUAUAUUCUUAUAACGAGCUAAUUGAAACUGUGCAAGCCGGUGAUCGGGUUUCUGUGACUGGUAUUUAUCGAGCAGUUCCAAUGCAAGUAAACCCGAGAAUGAGAAAUUUUCGAAGUGUGUAUCGAACACAUGUUGACGUUCUUCACUUUUUAAAAUCUAACGAUAGCCGCAUAGCUUUUUCUGUCGAAGAAAAAGACAAACUAACCGAGGAACGAGUUGAGUUAUUAAAACAGCUAUCAAAAACCGAAGAUAUCUAUGACAGAUUAGCCAAUACUUUGGCCCCGUCUAUAUAUGAAAAUUGUGAUAUAAAAAAAGGCAUAUUAAUGCAGCUGUUUGGUGGAACAAGAAAAACAUCCAAAACAAAGAAUCACCUAAGAUCGGAAAUCAAUUUACUUUUAUGUGGUGAUCCGGGAACCAGUAAAUCUCAGUUUUUAUCCUAUGUCUAUGACAUUGUACCAAGAAGCCAGUAUACCAGUGGUAAAGGCUCAUCAGCUGUCGGAAUGACUGCCUAUGUUACCAAAGAUCCAGAAACCCGACAACUCGUUUUACAAACGGGAGCGUUAGUAUUGGCCGAUAAUGGUGUUUGCUGUAUCGAUGAAUUUGACAAAAUGAGUGAAUCUGCCAGGAGCGUUCUACACGAAGUAAUGGAGCAGCAGACUUUGAGUAUUGCUAAAGCGGGCAUUAUUUGUCAGUUAAAUGCGAGAACUUCCAUAUUGGCUGCAGCAAAUCCAUGCGAGUCCCAAUGGAACAAAAAUAAAACCAUUAUUGAAAACAUACAACUACCGCACACUUUAUUGUCUAGAUUCGAUUUAAUAUUUUUAAUGCUGGAUCCACAAAACGAACAAUAUGAUAGAAGAUUAGCUAAUCAUUUAGUUUCAUUGUACUACAAAAGCGAGAAUUUCGAACAUGAUGAACAAAUGGAUACAACGUUACUUCAAGACUAUAUUACGUACGGGCGAGAAAAAUUCCAACCCAUUUUAAAUGAAGAAAGCAGACAAAAACUCAUUCAAUACUAUGUCAACAUGAGAACAGUAGGUAGUGGUCGAGGACAAGUAUCAGCUUACCCGAGACAAUUGGAAUCUCUUAUUCGUUUGUCCGAAGCACAUGCUAAGAUGAGGUACUCAACUGUUGUGGAAAUGCAAGAUGUAGAUGAAGCUUGGCGGUUGUACAGAGAAGCGUUGAAACAAAGUGCUACAGAUCCUUUAUCUGGAAAAAUAGAUGUUGGUAUUUUAACUACGGGUCUUAGUUCGGCAGCCCGGCAAAGGCGACACGACCUUGCGGAACAUUUGGCUAAAGUAAUAGGUAGCGAAGCCAAAUCUACAGUUUUUAAUUAUCAAAAGUUGUUAAACGAAACAAAAUUAAAUUUUAAAUUCCAAGUAACGAGAGAAAUGUUUGAUGAUGCUCUUAAAGAAGUUCAAGACAUGGGACGUAUUAUUAUAACCGGUAGAACUACUAUCCGAAGCGUAUAAGUUAUUUUAUAUUAUUUCUAUUUUAAGAAAAAAAAAAAUCAUUAUUUUACUUUUAAAAUAUAAUUUUUUUUGUGUUUAAUUUUAUUUAUGAACAUUAUUUUUCAUUAUAAC